AUGGAGAACGGAGCUACAGAAGUUAAUAGUCUCACAGAACAAAUUUCUAACUUAGAAACUCAAGAACCAAAACAUAAUGCUUUACAAGAAUCAUCUCAUGACGUAGUUGUUACCAGAGUUGAUGAUGAUCCUAUACUUUCUGUAACAACUUUUGAAGAUUUAAAAUUGAAUGAAAAUCUUUUGAAGGGUAUCUACGAAAUGGGUUUCACGAAACCAUCGAAAAUCCAAGCGAAAGCUUUACCGUUGCUUAUUAAAACUCCCCCACAAAACAUGAUCGGGCAAUCUCAGUCCGGUACGGGUAAAACAGCGGCAUUCGUAUUAACCAUGUUGAGUCGAAUAGAUUUCGAUUUGAAAUCAUUACAGGCGCUCUGUUUAGCACCAUCAAGAGAGUUGGCUCGUCAAAUCAUGGUGGAAGUUCUUAAAAUGGCAAAAUAUACACCAGUAAUGACUGCAGAGGCAAUUAGAGAAUCCAAUGUCAAAAGUUAUACAACUGGUAAAAGUAGAAAUGAAGAAUUUGCUGAAGCUCAAUUGAUUGUUGGUACUCCUGGUACCGUCUACGAUUUGUUCAGGAGGCGUAUUAUCAAUAAGAAUACCAUAAAAAUCUUUGUGUUGGAUGAAGCUGAUAAUAUGCUGGAUCAACAGAGUUUAGGAGAUCAAAGUAUCAAAAUAAAAAAUAUGAUGCCCAAGGACUGUCAAAUUGUCCUCUUCUCGGCAACUUAUUCACGAGAGGUUCGAUCUUUUGCCGAAAGAUUUGCACCGAAUGCAAAUCAAUUUAGUCUAAAGGUUGAAGAACUGUCCGUGAAAACCAUUUCUCAAUUUUACAUGGAUUGCAAAAACGAGCAGCACAAAUUUCAGGUUUUGGAUGAUCUGUACACUUUACUUACAAUCGGUCAAAGUAUUAUUUUCGUGCAGAAACGUGAUACCGCGGACAUUAUUGCCAGACGCAUGACUGAGAAUGGCCAUAAAGUCAUUAACCUUCAUGGAGGUCUUUCAGCAAACGAACGUGAUCAUGUGAUGGAUGGUUUCCGCAGGGGGGACGCCAAAGUAUUGAUUACCACUAAUGUGUUGUCGCGUGGUAUUGAUGUCUUACAGGUCAACCUAGUGAUUAAUUAUGAUUUACCAACGGAUGCUACUGGCAAACCCGAUUUCGAAACUUAUCUUCAUCGUAUUGGACGUACCGGAAGAUUUGGUCGUACUGGAGUGUCCAUUAACUUUGUUCAUGAUGCAAACAGUUGGGAAGUUGUAAAAUCAAUUGAACAACAUUUCCAGAGAGAAAUCAUCAAAAGAUCAUUAAGAACUACAGUCACAAAUAAUUUUUAUCCUACGACUUCACAGAAUCAAGAACAUUCACAACAUCGCGUUUCACCAAAUCCACCAAUAGGUCCAAAAGAUGAACAUCCAUUUACAACGAGUCCGACAAGAGAGAAACCUCACACGGAAGGUCAUACGGUUAACAAAGCAAAGGAGGCACCCUUGAGUGAUAAUUUACAAAAGGAUUUAUCUCAAAGUGUAGUGGGGAAAUUUAAAGAUACCUUUAACCAAUUUGUGUCACCCGGUGCUGCGGACGUACAAUCCGAAAAUGCCGCUAAAGGAUUACGAGAACAUAAUCAAUCGAGUAAUGAAACUAAAGAAACGAUCGGUAGUGUAAAAGAAACAGUUGAUAACUUGCAAGAAAAAGCAAAAGAAAGUUAUGAAACUGCCAAGGAAACCGCGAAGAGAGCUUUUGAUUCCGUUAAAAAUGACACCAAGCAAGUCCUACAAUCAACCAAAGAUAUGUUACAAAAUACGACUAAAGAUUAUCAAGAAAAAGGACGAGAGACAUGGCAGAGUGCUAAAGAGAAGGGUGAAGGGUUAAAAGAGUCAGGAAUCGCAGUCGCUCAAGAAAAAAUGAAGAGUUUUCAAGAGAAAGGACAGGAUAUAAAAGAAAAAAGUCAAGAAACCAUGAAAAGUGCUCGAGAGGAAGGACAGGAUAUAAAAGAAAAAAGUCAAGAAACCAUGAAAAGUGCUCGAGAGAAAGGACAGGAUAUAAAAGAAAAUAGUCAAGAAACCUUGAAAAGUGCUCAAGAGAAAGGAAAAGGGUUGAAAGGGUCAAGUCAAGAGUUAUUAAAUUCGUUAAAAGGAAAAGGUCAAGAUGUAUUAAAGAAAACUCAAGAAACUGGACAGGGAACCGUGAAAAAUCUACAAGAUCAAGCCAAGUCUGGAGUUAAUAAAUUGAACGUGAACAUGGGUGAUACCAAUGAAAAUAUUAGUCAAGGAUCCGAAAAACGAGAAGCAAAAGAAGAUUUAGCGAACGUUAAACCAUUAGAUAGACAUCCUAGUGGACCUGUAAAAGAAGUUAAAGAACUUGCACAAGAUAUUAAAAAAGGUAUUGAAUAA
Funneliformis mosseae is the source of this 2376-nucleotide messenger RNA. NCBI's taxonomy places the organism in Eukaryota, Fungi, Glomeromycota, Glomeromycetes, Glomerales, Glomeraceae. The record is from the annotation of a GenBank genome assembly.